UGGCAAAAAUCACAAGGAUGCCGCGUCCGUACGAGCCACGCAUCCAAUUCCUGCUGCCUGUGGGAUCUACUAUUUUGAAGUCAAAAUUGUCAGUAAAGGUCGUGAUGGGAUGGGACAAGCACUCAUAUGGUUACCAUGGAGAUGACGGGCAUUCCUUCUGCUCCUCCGGGACUGGCCAACCAUACGGUCCAACUUUCACAACGGGUGACGUGAUUGGCUGCUGUGUUAACCUCAUCAACAACACUUGCUUUUACACCAAAAAUGGCAUCAGUUUGGGUGUAGCUUUCACAGACCUCCCUCCUAAUUUGUACCCUACUGUGGGGCUUCAAACUCCGGGCGAGAUUGUCGAUGCAAACUUUGGACAGCAGCCAUUUGUCUUCGACAUUGAGGACUACAUGAGUGAAUGGAGAGCUAAGAUCCAUGGGAUGAUCGCUCGCUUCCCAAUAGGAGAAAGGCUGGGUGACUGGCAAGCUGUCCUGCAGAAUAUGGUGUCGAGCUACCUGGUCCACCAUGGAUACUAUGCCACUGCCACUGCUUUUGCCAGAGCAACGGAGACCAUGAUACAAGAAGACCAGACAUCUAUAAAGAACAGACAAAGAAUACAAAAGCUGGUGCUGGAAGGGCGUGUGGGUGAAGCCAUUGAAGAUACUCAGCAACUUUAUCCUGACCUGUUAGAACGCAAUCCAAAUCUUCUGUUCAUGUUGAAGUGUCGUCAGUUUGUGGAAAUGGUAAAUGGUACAGACAGCGAGGUUCGCUGCUUGACCAUUCGCUCCCCCAAGUCCCAGGGAAGUUACCCUGGUUCCCCCAAUCUUAGCCCUCGCCAGGGGGCUGGAAAUUCACACAUGCACACUGGAGGUGUAGACAGCCCAACAUGCAGUAAUGGGGUGACUCCCUCCAAAAAAUCAAAGAGCCACAGUAGCAUUAUUAGCAGCAACAUGAAAUACCCCAGCACGUCCUCCUCAGCCUCCUCAUCCACCUCCUCCUCACCUUCAUCCAUCAACUACUCUGAGUCUAAUUCUUCUGACUCCACCAAGAGCCAGCCACACAGCAACCAAGAAACCAGUGACAGUGAGAUGGAGAUUGAAGCGGAACACUACACUAAUGGGGUUGUUGAGGGCUCAACCACUCGUAUCAUGAAUGGCACAUAUAAACACCAAGAGAUACUUCAGCCAGAUGACAACAGCAUUGGUAAUGGUGUCACAGGAGAGGAGGGUUAUAGAAAUGGCAGACAACUUUGUGGAGGGAACCAGGCAGCUACAGAGAGGAUGAUACAAUUUGGAAGGGAACUUCAGGCACUGAAUGAAAAGCUGUGCCGGGAGUAUGGCAAGAAUACAACACACAAGAAGAUGUUGCAGGAUGCAUUCAGCCUGUUAGCGUAUUCUGAUCCGUGGAACUGCCCUGUUGGCCAGCAGUUAGACCCCACACAGAGAGAGUCACUCUGCUCCGCACUCAACAGCGCCAUACUGGAGUCCCAAAAUCUGCCAAAGCAGCCUCCUCUGGUGUUAGCGCUGGGCCAGGCAACAGAGUGUGUACAGCUUAUGGCCCGGGUCAGGUCUGGUUCCUGCUCCUUUGCCAGAGUAGACAACUUUUUGCUCUAGCUUUUGUGUGGGUUUAUGUUUAGUUGCACUGAGAGAAAGGAUGUGUCCAGCAGGUGGUUGUCAUGGCUCCAGAGAAGAAAGCAUGCGUGUGAUUGGUGUGUUUGGCUGACUCUCAGCGGCGGAGCUGGCAGUCCAGACAGAAAAAGCAGAGAGAAGAGUAGAAAAGAAAGCUUCCUUUUUAAUUUAGUAUUAUCAAAUAAACGUGUGACGUUAUUUAAAUAUUAAUUAAUUAUAUUUCUGUUAAGAUAGACAUUUUUUGGUCAGAUUGUAGUGCUCAUCUCUGCCAAACAAAUAGUCAUUCUCCUUUUUUGCUCUUUGUUGGUAGAUUUUGACUCCCAACAAUACGUUUUUGACAGGUUUAAAUUUUGAGCUUCACCAUAUCUUAUGCCACACCGCCCACAACUGGUUACCAUGGUGACCCUCACAAUAGUUGGUCAUUAUUACAUCAUCCUGAAUAAGAUACAAGUGCCCCUGAAAUAUACACUUGGACUAGUAACCUUUUCACAAUGCAAUGCAAAGCAGAACACUGUUACUAUGCUAGGAAAACAAAAUAAAAGGGGUGAAAAGUUGUUUGCUCACCUAGUGUUGACGUUCAAAAGCUCCAUCUUAAAAGACCCCUGCCCCCAAGUAUUAGAUUUUAAGCAGUUUCUAUUUCAUACCAGCAGUUUUGUAAUGGACAGUGCUAUUUAAAACAAUUUUACUGUUUUCCGCCCCCUCCCAUUCACACUAAUCAGAAGCCUCAAUUUAAAAAAAAAAAAAAAAUGUAUAAGCAUAAAUUGCUUCAAUGCUACAUGGUUACUGACAACUGAGGACAUGUUAUUACUUUUCAUAACCAUCCUUAGUCGAAAGAAAAAUAGAUGACAAAAGACAUGUACAUGUUUAUUCAAGUGAAGAAUAAGCAUCAAUUUAUGUACAAAAUUUUUCGAAAAAUUAAUAUAAACUGCACCUAAUAAUAACAUGAAAAAGUUGUGCUUUUACCAGUUCCCAUCUGCCAGAAAUGUUGUUUGUAACUGACAACUUGAUUUUCAUAUUUUACAGCCAUAAGUCCCUGUAUUGUAUUCAACGGAAAAAUAUCUGGCUUAUUUUGUGGUCAUGUACAACUUGUGUUACUGCUUCAGCAGUGGUAUGAUCAUUUUCACACAUUUAGUCACACAUGAAAAACAAAAUGAGUUGACGUGGUGGCGCAGUUUAAAUAAUUAGAUUCUAUAUUCACUAUAGAAUAAAUAUAGAAUCUUCAUUUCCUUGCACCUCUGUGAGUGCUUUUUUUUUGUCUUCAAAUUAAACAUUCACAAAUCUGUCGUGGAAAAAAAAAUCACAUUAAACACACAUUACAAAACAUUACUUUUAGUAGAAUACAACAAGCUAUGGAUAUUUUUUUGAAAUAAAAAAGAGGUUUUUGGGUCUUUCCAAAAGGGGUGGUUAUUUUGUUACUUUCAAAAUAGAAGUGGAAUUGAACUUCAUGUAGGCUUAUAAAAAUGACAGAGGUAUCAACAACAACAUUCAUCUUCCUGGGUCAUUGUAUUCAAGCCUGACGUAUUUACCCUGGCAAGUGAUGUGACAUGGAUUCACUCCGAAGUACAUAAUUCGACAUGAAAAUACUGAAUUAAACAUUUGUAGGAGUUAUGUUUGGUAUUUUCGACCCCAAAUCUCGAGUAUGUGAUCAAACAUCCAAACGUGCUCUUGAUCAACUCGUGUAAGUCAAAUAACCACAAGCACAUCUACUUUUUAGCUUUAAAGGAUGCCUGUUACACAAACAGAACCUCCUGUUUCAUCCCUAAAGGGAGCAUGCUCCUUGCUGUUGCUGAUGUUUGAGCCCAGGUCCCUGCAUAGACAUGACCACUGGUCUGAUAAGUGACUCAUUUGAUGCAAGAGAUUUGUUGGAAAAGGUCCAAGGCCUCGUGGAGAAUGGCUUGAGGCUUUGCAGACAAGAAGUGCACAACUGACUCUCCUAUUGUGAUUUUGAUAUUUUGUUUUCCGUUUUAGCACAACAGUAAUAAAGGAUUUUCUUUUCUUUUUUUAAGUUUAAAAAAAAUUGUCUACUUAGCAUGACUUUGAAAAUCUAUAUAUAAAAAAAAAAAGUAAAAAAUAUAAUUGGAAAAAAAUAUGUACUGGAAAUGUGUUAAAAUGAAGAAAUAUUGUAUUCUGUUAUGACAGAAUUAUUUUUAUUAAAAUACAUCCAUGAGCAUA
This is a messenger RNA of Phyllopteryx taeniolatus (common seadragon), 3785 nucleotides long. It is a transcript of the gene ranbp10, whose product is annotated as RAN binding protein 10. Gene Ontology annotation, biological process: cell surface receptor signaling pathway; cytoskeleton organization. The transcript is spliced from 13 exons. Lineage: Eukaryota; Metazoa; Chordata; Actinopteri; Syngnathiformes; Syngnathidae. The record is from RefSeq and is a predicted model, not a curated record. Gene Ontology annotation, molecular function: protein binding. Gene Ontology annotation, cellular component: cytoplasm. The coding region runs from base 18 to 1598 and encodes 526 amino acids.